AUGUGUGGGCAAUGCGCUCGUCCUGCUUGCGGCUGGGGCUUUUGUGAAAGGCCGUCCAGAUACAUUCUGCACGUCAAGAUGGUCAACACAAUGCGUGGCAUCCUUGUUUUGGGUUCGCUGUUCUUUGCACCUGUGCUGGCAGGUAACUGCAGUAAAGGACUGAGUUAUUGCGGUACUGCCUUGAUAUCAAGGGGUUACGACCAGCAACGCCUUGUGGAUGCCCUUGAGAAAACAGGCCAAGCCGGAUACUCUGGCAUCAUCAGCGACUCAGUUUAUCACUGUGAUGAUGAUUCAGGCAGCAUAUCGUUUGUGACGACUUGUGACGUUUGCAAGGACGGUGGCGCAGGGAAUGACGAUACUUGCGACACUAGCAAGAGAACCAACUGUGAUGCAAGAUUCACGUACUGCGGAUCUGCCCUGGCUUCGCGCACGGGGUACUCGCCACAAGUCGAAUCAGCCCUUCGACAAGCCAGCCAGCCGACUACAUCCGACUUUAUCAGCAAGUCCCUGUUCAAAUGCAAAGGGGAUGCCAGCGGUACCGUUGAGUUUCUGAGCUAUUGCGGUACCUGCGCCGAUGGAGGCGCCGGCAAAUCAGACUCCUGCGCCAACAACUCGGGAGACAACUGCAGCUCAGGCAUUGCCUACUGCGGCUUCAACCUGCUCAACAAAGGCGGUUACCACGACAGACUAUCCAAUGCACUUCAGGGCGCCUUUCCCGACUCUGCAGAGCGGGAUCGGAACCUGGGCAAGUCCCUCUUCAUGUGCACCGGCAACGGCGACGUGACGGCGCUGUCCACCUGCAACUGUCUGGACGGCGGCGCGGGCCGCUCCGAUUACUGCGCCUCUCCCAGCUGCAAAAAGGGCGUCAAUUACUGCGGGAUAGCUUUGAUGAAGAACAGAGGAGCUCAGCGCUCUACCCUCGCUGAUGCGCUGUCGGCCGCCGGCCAGCCUACGGACAAUGCGCAUGUCGAGAAUUCCGUCUUUACCUGCGAGAUCGACAGGCAGGCCAACAAGGUCAAGUUUCUGAGCUUUUGCGGCAGCGACGCCGCGCAGUGCAUCGACGGCGGUGCCGCCAGCGACCACUGCGAGCCCAAGAAGUGCAGAAUCGGCAUUGACUACUGCGGAAAGACGCUUCUAGCCAAAGACUCUAGUUAUUCGUCGAUUAUUGGAGACGGACAGCUUAAGUCCUUGUACAGGUGCAACGGCGCCGUGGACGGUGGUGUCGAGUUCAUCAGAGAUUGCGCGCAGGAUCACGACUGCAUUGAUGGUGGGAAAUUCUCAGACUAUUGCACAAGCUAG
Molecule: messenger RNA, 1299 nt
Organism: Akanthomyces muscarius
Lineage: Eukaryota; Fungi; Ascomycota; Sordariomycetes; Hypocreales; Cordycipitaceae
Exons: 6
Coding region: 1-1299 (432 amino acids)
Source: RefSeq, a predicted model, not a curated record